GAAACAUGCGGUCGCGAGUUUGGCAGCCAGCUAGCUGCUAUCCAGCAUAUGAAUGCACUUAACCAUUGGGGCCUACGAUACGAAUGCGACACUUGCGAUGGCGAGUUUCGCAGCCAGCUAGCUGCUAUCCAGCAUAUGAAUGCACUUAACCACUGGGCCCCACGAUACGAAUGCGACACAUGCGAUCGAGAGUUCUUUACCCAAAGCUCGGCAGAUCAGCACAUGGACGACACGGGGCACCGGGAGCCUCAGUUCGAGUGCGAGACCUGUAGUAAGAGAUUUCAUACCCAAUUGUCCGCCAAUCAGCACAUGGACGCUGUAAAUCACCACAAGCGACACCACUGCCACGAUUGUGGCAAAGCAUUUCAGAGUGAGAAUGCCUUGAACAUGCACCUCAACUCGAGCACUCACCGCGGCAAGAACGUUGCGUGCCCCUUCUGUCAAGCAGCUUUUACCACGGCCAGCGGUGUUUCGCACCACCUUGAGACUGGCUCAUGCCCGCGAGCCAAGAACAUCAAUCACCGCACAAUUUUUCAGGCUAUCAGUCAGCGCGACCCCAGCGGCUUAUUGACGAAUAAGCUGCUUACCUACCCCGACUCCGACAUACAGAACAUUGCAACAAAUGCGACUUGGAACGGCUCCAGCUACGAGUGCUACCUCUGUCACCGAGAGCAUCACACUCUUCAAGCACUAAACCAACAUCUGAAUUCAUUGGUCCACAGCGAAAAGCUAUAUCGUUGCCCGAACCGCAGCUGCAACGGCCAAUUCGUAAGUUUAGCGGCGCUUUUCAAUCACCUCGAAAGUGAGAGCUGCAAGUUUGUGCGAUUCGAGAAGGUUCAAAAGCAUGUCCAUAAUCUCAUCACGGGACGACAGAAGCUGCUCAGCUUUGCGUAA
This is a messenger RNA of Mytilinidion resinicola, 894 nucleotides long. Its product is annotated as zinc finger protein. Gene Ontology annotation, biological process: regulation of transcription by RNA polymerase II. The transcript is spliced from 2 exons. The record is from RefSeq and is a predicted model, not a curated record. NCBI's taxonomy places the organism in Eukaryota, Fungi, Ascomycota, Dothideomycetes, Mytilinidiales, Mytilinidiaceae. Gene Ontology annotation, molecular function: RNA polymerase II transcription regulatory region sequence-specific DNA binding; DNA-binding transcription factor activity, RNA polymerase II-specific. Gene Ontology annotation, cellular component: nucleus. The annotation marks the transcript as partial.